Molecule: messenger RNA, 2203 nt
Organism: Nerophis ophidion (straightnose pipefish)
Lineage: Eukaryota; Metazoa; Chordata; Actinopteri; Syngnathiformes; Syngnathidae
Product: dicarboxylate carrier SLC25A8-like
Exons: 7
Coding region: 376-1299 (307 amino acids)
Biological process (GO): mitochondrial transmembrane transport; response to cold; adaptive thermogenesis
Cellular component (GO): mitochondrial membrane
Molecular function (GO): oxidative phosphorylation uncoupler activity
Source: RefSeq, a predicted model, not a curated record
GACAACACGUGAUGACUGCAAAUGACUACAUGUUAAAAUAUUUUCCUAUUUUUUCCUCUGCGCUUGAAUCCCAUACCGGCCAGCCGUGACGCUGCAAAGUGAAGAUCAACAAGAGCUAAAGUAUCCUGCCUGUGUUCUGUGUGCGUGUCCCACACUGGUAAACAUGAGCCUCACAUAACAGGUGUGCUCAGCCCGUCACGCUGCCUGGGGGUCAUGUGCAGAAAGGUGACCAUAAAUUGAGCGUCUUGGCGACGAGACAAACUGUGAGCAGGCAGCAAGAGAAGAGGGGAGUGGAAGGAACGCCUCAAGGAUCCUUUCUACACUUUGCUGUUUGGGGAUUAUUACACUUCAGUGGACUAUAACAGAGGUGCAAAAAUGGCCGUCGUCAUGAAAGCCAAAGACGUGAUGCCUUCAGCGACUGUGAAAUUCUUUGGUGCUGGCACUGCCGCAUGCAUCGCUGACCUCAUCACCUUCCCACUGGACACGGCCAAAGUUCGACUCCAGAUUCAGGGAGAGAGUCAGAAAUCGGAUGGUGGCAAUGCGAGAAAAUACCGCGGCGUGUUUGGCACCAUUAGCACUAUGGUGCGCACCGAAGGGCCCAGGAGUCUUUACAACGGCCUGGUGGCAGGGCUGCAGAGGCAGAUGAGCUUCGCCUCGGUACGAAUCGGCCUUUACGACUCCAUGAAGCAGUUCUACACCCGCGGCACAGAAAGUGCUGGGAUCGUAAUCCGGCUCAUGGCGGGAUGCACCACCGGCGCCAUGGCUGUGGCAUUUGCUCAACCGACAGACGUGGUGAAAGUACGCUUUCAAGCCCAGGCUCGCCUGUCUGACGGCGGGAGAAGAUAUAACGGCACUCUGGACGCCUACAAGACCAUUGCCCGGGACGAGGGCGUGCGGGGGCUCUGGAAAGGCUGCAUGCCCAACAUCACUCGCAACGCCAUCGUUAACUGUUCGGAGCUGGUGACCUAUGACAUCAUCAAGGAGCUCAUCCUGAAGUACAAUUUGAUGUCAGACAACCUGCCGUGUCAUUUCACGGCUGCCUUUGGUGCAGGCUUCUGUACCACAGUGGUGGCGUCGCCUGUGGACGUGGUUAAAACGCGCUUCAUGAAUUCAGGUGCCAACCAGUACAGUAGUGCCAUCAACUGUGCGGUCACCAUGCUGAAGAAUGAAGGACCCGCAGCCUUUUAUAAAGGGUUUAUGCCUUCUUUCCUGCGACUGGGGUCCUGGAACAUUGUCAUGUUUGUGACCUACGAACAAAUCAAACGAGGCAUGACCAAGUAUUGGGAGUCACCGUUUUGACCAAAACAGCAUUUGGUGUACAGAAGUUGAAACUUUCCACAAUGGUGGAUCAUCACGGUCAUUGGCACCAGUCACAGGAGGCCACAGGAAGAACCUCAGAUGCCUUUCUCAUGGUCAAAGCUCAGGUAGACGCAAGACGGACUUGCCAUAACUAAACUGACAUUUUAUUCCUGCGUGAACUUCAGACCUCAUUGGAUUUUAGGAGCGUCGUUGCGGACGUAUCCGCAUGUGGAAGGGUACCGAAAUAUGAGGAUCAAAAUGUGGUGUUCGAUUUUUAUCUUUACAAGAUUAAAGUCAAAGGAUCCUGUGGAAAUGUUCUAUAAUAAGGUUAUGUUUUCAAGCACACACUGAGCCUUUACUGCAAUGUGCCAGUUUUGUUGAGUUUACAGUCCGUUGUAGGGUAUGUACUUAAAUACUAAGAUUUGUUGCAGGUUGAUAAGUUUGUCGUGCGAAGUGACUCCUGGCCUGCAGACAUAACACACGCACACACGCACGCACGCACGCACACACACACACACAGACACACACACACACACACACACACACACACACAAACACAAGACAUACACACAGACGGCCACCACAUGCCCACCCGCAGAGGUCCCGUGUUUUCUGUGUGUCGUAACAUGUUUUAUGUGUGUUAUUGCAGUUAGAGCUUUUUUUUACUGGCCCCAAACUGAGCCCCCGCACCUUCAGAAAAGCUUGUCUGGAAUCUACUUUCUUUUUACUCCCACCUUACCUUGCCCCACAUUACAGGGUGCCGCCUCCGUGGGGACAACAGUGUUCCUGUUCUGUACACCCUGUAGGAUGUAUGUGUGAUUCUGAACGGGUUUGUAAAAAAAAAAGUUUUAAUUUUGUUGCACUUUUUAAGUGCGAUGACAAUAAAGUUCCAUCCAAAACACAA